Molecule: messenger RNA, 471 nt
Organism: Thelazia callipaeda (thelaziosis nematode)
Lineage: Eukaryota; Metazoa; Nematoda; Chromadorea; Rhabditida; Thelaziidae
Source: the annotation of a GenBank genome assembly
AUGCUUUCGAGAUUUGUAUUGUUUGAAAAAUUAUUUCGUUGUAAUUAUUAUAAUAAAUUUAUAGGUUUGGUACAGGUAGCAAAUUGGAAAGCAUUGCCAUUCGAUCAGAUUACGGAUAAUUUAGACGAUACGGUGGAAUCAUUGUUUAAACCAAUUAGCAGUUAUAUCACUCUAAAAAUUCUUACCAAACAAUCAUCAACAGAUGCUUCAAGUUCUCAAUGUAUAUCGGAUCUCAGGCAACGGCUUCUAAAAGCAGCGAUAUCGAAACAACCGCAUAUUCUUGCAACUGUUGAUAAUCAGCAAAUUAAAGAUCUAAUCUUGCAAGUUGUAUCCGGUGAUGAGCCAUCGAUGCUCAAUUUUGAUCAAAUUCAAGCUAUCAAUGUAUGGUUGGAACAGUUGGAUGACAAUCACUCAGAUAAAAAAAGGUUAAAUUUAAUACUUUUAACAUUUCUUUUCUAUACAUCAUGUUAA